Molecule: messenger RNA, 768 nt
Organism: Cooperia oncophora
Lineage: Eukaryota; Metazoa; Nematoda; Chromadorea; Rhabditida; Trichostrongylidae
Source: the annotation of a GenBank genome assembly
AUGUCUCUCUGCAGCACCACGACAGCUGUCCCAGAUGAUAAAAACGUCAACACAUUCAACAAAGCGUUGCGAGAGGAGCGACUGUUAUUUGGUUCUCAGAAGGCCAAUCGCUCCGUGCCAAGGAGCAGUAUGAAGAGUACAUCCCAUAAGUCUUGGCGAAGUCGUUUGUUAUCUACGGAGAGGAGAGAAAAUGGCUUCUCUGUUGCAACCACAGUCUCACAAGUGCAUUCUGCCUUUCCUUCACGAGCUGAAGUGUCGUCUAAACUCGGCUUCAAUGCAUUGAAGGCGGUUGAAAGGAAGCAGCACAGUUCGGCGAGAGUUUCUUCCCAUGAAGUUCCUAUCUCCUGUGGUCCUAAAGAGGGCCGAAUACCAGAUACUUGUUCGAAUACCGAUUCGAACAAGGUCGCCGUGAAACGGCGUGACGUGAAACCUAAACCGCCACCUUUACCUGCAAAAAAAUCUCGGAUCUCGUCUUCACCCAUUAAUCUCCCUGUAUUUCCAAAGAAAAUUUCUGAUCCUUGUUCCUCCAAUCCAGAAACUGCCACAAGUGGUGCUCUCGAUGGAAUAUCCCAACCUACUGAACAGCAGUUGCCAACCAAUACUAAAAAAAAUCUCUGUGGGUCGGACACAAGCUCAACAUCUUCGGUGGGAUGCUUGCAGCGAGAAAACUCGUCCUCCGGGUAUGUUUUGAACCAUAUCUCUUCCCUUUCAGUCUUUUUCUAUUGCUGCAUGAAAAAGGUGAAUGCUGUCUUGAUAAGAAUAUUGUGA